Cryptotermes secundus is the source of this 3825-nucleotide messenger RNA. RefSeq lists its product as uncharacterized. Bases 76 to 1563 code for a protein of 495 amino acids. The record is from RefSeq and is a predicted model, not a curated record. NCBI's taxonomy places the organism in Eukaryota, Metazoa, Arthropoda, Insecta, Blattodea, Kalotermitidae. The transcript has 2 exons.
UUCGCGCCGGUUAGGACUCCAACCGCUGCGGAUAACAAUAAAGAGACAGGCGCUGUCACAAUCCUCUCAGCAAGCAUGUUGUUUCACUGGACGUUGCUGGCAUUCUUACCAUGUGUGGUAACUUCAGCUUCCGUGGGCGAAUUAUUGUUAUCAAGAACUUCUGAAAAAUAUGUAUCGCCUGAUGAAGACUCUUUUCCCAGUGCGUCUAGCAGUCGGAGUUUAAUACCAAGCAUUGAGCGUCUUCAAAGACGUGAAUAUCAAACAAAUUUAGAUGAAGAUUUUGUCAACGAUGAACCAACUUACCAAUAUUUGGAAGAAGAUAUGGGUAAGGGAAAUUUGUUAAGCACACUUCAGGCAUUUACUGCCCGGAGGCCUAACUUGAAACAAGAUGCUUUCACGGUAAAACCAAAGGGCAGACCAUCACUCAGGUUACGGCGAGACACAUUCAGUUUUGAACCUAAAGAGCCAUCUGAAAACUUCCGUCGUCACAAGGCCGCUUUCAGCCUUUCAGCUGAAGAAUCAGAAAUGGCAGCGGAACCUCGUGUAAAAAGAGAAACUUUGUCGCCAGCGCUGGACGACGUGGACGAGAACUCUACUCACUGGAGGCGGUUUGAUAACCCGAAACAUCAGUUCGUGACGUCUCGAAACCAACCGACGACAGGGACAAGAAAUUAUUACUUAGGUGUUCCACAACAUAGGGCAGGACACACAGUUGAUGAGAACGACGUCCGUAGCGCGAAGUACAACGAGAUACCUCUCCAGCAGAGAGAUCCUGCCAGGUACGCUAAUGCUCAUGUCCGAGAACCUGUUGCCUACCGGCACGAGGGAGAGCCCCCCAGAAGGAUUAUCUACUACGCGAAUCUUCCUGAAAUAACUCGAGGCAGGCCUGUACAUGAUUACCGACGUGAUAGACUAGGAUAUGAUGAUCGGUAUGAUUACGGUAGGUCCUACAAUAAGUACCCUAGAGAGAGCCGAUAUGAGGGCACUCAUGUAAGGUCACCGACUGGAAGAGACGGUCCAUAUCCUUAUCGCCAAACCGGUAACGCGGGCAACAGUUACUCUAUCAUCGAUGCAGAAAGGCCUCCGCCACAAAACGCGUGGCCACCACCUCAGCAAUACGCAUACCGCGAUCCCGAUGUUGUGAGCCGAUCCAACAGGAUCCCUGCACCCUAUCAACAACCACAGGCGGGAGGGAGACAAGCUUAUGAUCAGCGCCGUGGACCUCCACUUCCUCCACCUCUGCCUCUACCCGAUGACGGACCUAACGCAGCGCUUCACCCGUCACGCUACAACCAGUUUGGGCACACCGGAAGUCUGCCCCGUCAUCAGCUGACUGUCAUGCCUUCAAAUCCUGCGGUGGGAGACGAACCAUAUCGAGACUACAACCCUCGGCAGCCAGCACCCUGGUCCAUGCAGAUAGGCACCAAGCUCACGGUGAAGGACGAUGGCCGGCAGUUGCCAUCUCCGGGAGGCAAGCGCUUUUAUGUGCACAGCGAAGAGCAAUACCCAUCACGAUUUCUGAGGUCUGACAUCGAUCCAGACAUGCAUCCCACUACUUUCUGAGGUCUCGCUUCAGAACACAGCUGAGUGGUUUUAAUCUACAGAACUGCUCCUAUAUGAUUCGUAGGGUAUGGUGUGACAUUUUUUGUCGUAGAUCCAAAGAAUUAGUUCCAAACUUUCUUUUAACUCUACACGACUUCCAUAAUUCGCCUUCUGUUUUCAUACCUUCAGCCGAUCUUAACCGGAGAUCGCCCUUUUGUUUUCAUACCUUCAGCCGAUCUUAACUGGAGAUCGCCUUUUGUUUUCAUACCUUCACCCUAUCUUAUCCGGAGAUCGUCUUUUUUUUUCAUACCUUCAGCCGAUCUUAUCCGGAGAUCGUCUUUUGUUUUCAUACCUUCAGCCUAUCUUAUCCGGAGAUCGCCUUUUGUUUUCAUACCUUCACCCUAUCUUAUCCGGAGAUCGCCUUUUGUUUUCAUACCUUCAGCCGAUCUUAUCCGGAGAUCACCUUUUGUAACGUGUUUGAAAGAAAAAUAUACUUCUUUGAAAACCAAAACUAUCAUUUUCACUGAACUGCAAUUUCAAAUUUAAUUUCACUUUUAAGGUCUAAUUUUCAUAGCUUUCGCUUUAUUUUGAACAAAAGCUAGCACAUUACAAAUGAACAGCUGAAAUAUCGUUCAAUGAAAAUUUGCCGAUAUGAUGAGCUGAGUAUAUAACCUUACUUCAUAAAUCUAAAGUUUAUUGAACUUAAAAAUUGUUAUAUAUUAAAAUGUAAAGUAUUUAAACUCAGUUGAUAUAAAAGCUUCAUGUGGUCCAAAAAAUAUCCUCACAUGUAGGAACUGCAUUAGAUAUUCAUACAACAUUGAAAACUCUCCACUAUCCAGUUUUCUAUUCAGCUUCUGUUUAAUUGAAACCCAUUUAGGAGCCGGGAUAGCGCAGUCGAUAUAGCGAUGGCUACGGUCUGGAAGUAAAGCACAGGGAAGUUUUACCUUUUUAGAGGACCCCCUUAAAAUAUCUGUCGGAAAUAUAUAACAUUGUAGUAUGAAAUUAAAAAGAUAGACAUUUUGCACGAUACUAAAUACAUGGAAUGAUGGCAUUGGUUUGUGAACUAUUCUUUAUGCAAUCACUGCACUACUAAUACUUACAGCUGCUUCCAAUCUAUAGCUUCGGUAAGAAUUAAUAUUUUAAUUUAUAUAUUUCUGUUACAUACAUUUUAAUAUUUAGCAUAAAUUCUCAAAGUCACCAUGCCGUUAUAAUAUUUCCAUAGAUGAAAUUACAAAUUUAACUGAAAACUCGAUGUUCAUGCUUGGUUGAAUUGUCAAGAAUAGAAUUGGCUCGUUUUGUGUAUUACCAAGCUAUUAACAUAUGAACAUUUUUAAUGUCGGAAUUUGUCUACAUUAAAAGUGCUUAUAGUAGUUAUUAACAAAGAACUAAAAAAAUAUUCAAUAUAUAUUUAAGUUAGUUCUCAUUAAUUUAAUAUAUUGGCAAGGUUUUCGUCCAGUAUUUUACAAUUUAGAUUACACUGAAUUUAAAGAAAUAGACUUUUAAAACGAAUUUAUUAAGAGAGUGAGAGAGUUAUUGGUUCCUCAUAGAAUACAUUUCGGUAUUUCCAUGGAUCUGCUACAGAUUGACAAUGAUUCAGUUAUAUUCAUUGUUUAAAUUUGUUCUGGUGUUUAAUGUCAGAAUAUUCAUUAACAGAAAUUGUGACACAUGAAGGCAAACAUUUCUAAUUCCAACCGAAGGACUUAUUUCAUAUUACUUAUAUUCGACAUUAUUCAUGCAUGUUGUGUCCUGAUCAAAUAAUAUGUUUUGAACAAUUCAACACACGAAAGAAUGACGUAAUUCAUAAACAGUGAACUCAAACUUACAAGUUCAAAUUCAGUCCUUUGUAAAUUAGAAAUCUUGGUAGAAGUUAAGAAAAAAUUUCUUAUAUAAUGUGGGCUGUGUAUACAUAAAUUAGGCUGAAUCUUAUUUUCUUUAAUUUUUAAAAAUAUUUUUGUAUGUUCUUAGAAGUGCACAAUUUUUAUUAUUUAUGAAUGCAUACACAGUGUUCAAGUAUACAGAUUUAGAUUUUAAUUUUAAUUCUUUUUUAAGAGUAGGUGUAGGUUAAUAUACAAUAUAAAAUGGGAUAAUACAGAACAUGUUUCAGUAUCGCUGAACUUAUAAUAGGUGUUUGGAAAAGUGUGCUCUCCAAAAAUUAUUCUUAUAUUAUUUGCAACAUGUUUAUUUUUAUCAAAGAGAUACUUCAAUUUCUUAACACCUAUUUCAUAUGUGGAUUGGCGUUACUGUAUACAAAAUUGAUCAUUUAUUGAAUAUUUAAUGUGAUAG